GUUAUGAAGAAAGAGGAAAUGAAGGUAAAGUAGCACUCACGCACACUUUCCAAGGCAAAAUGCAUAAUCUGUACCAAGAUUCCCUCCUUUCUUCUUCUCCCUAUUUUUCUCAUCAUUUCAGUAUGGUCCCUUCUGCCUAAAAUGCACUGUUUUCACUAAAUAGUUUCCAUUUCAUUUUCCAAUCCAUUCAUGUCACCUUUUUAUGGUCUUAAAUAUUUAAAAAAUUUCAGCAUUGCCUCUGUUUUAGCUUUUCUUUAACUUGUUGUACACAAAUAGUAGUCCUUUUCCACUACUCAAAUCAAAGGUUUAAUCUUUUUCAAUGUUUGAUAAAAGUGAAGAUUGAAGGUUUUUCUUUUUGUUUUUGCAGUCUAUUAUAUGGGUGUUAAAACAUUUUUUUUUCUUUUUUGGCCCAAACAUUAGAUAAAAGAAAGGGUUUUGGAUUUGGUGUUAGGGUUUUAGUGUUUUUGGGGAAAAAUCAGUGUUUUCUUUACUGAAAAUGGUGAAAAGAUUGAAUUUUGUGAAGUGGGUAGUUUGAUUCUUGAUUUUUUUUUAAUUGUAUGAAAUGGGUGCAACAAGUUCAAAAUCUGAGAGGAGUGAAGCUUUAAGAUUAUGCAAAGAAAGGAAAAGAUUUAUAAAACAAGCAGUUGAUUCAAGGUAUGCAUUAGCAGCUGCACAUGUUUCAUAUGUUGAAUCUUUAAGAAACAUAGGUAUUGGUCUUAGAAGGUAUGCUGAAGCUGAAGUAUUAAUAGAAUCAUCUUUAUCAACUUCAGAUAAAACCCCAUCACAUUCAUCAUAUCCAUCACCAUCACCAUCAAAUAUUGGUGGUGAUGGUAGUCCACUUUCACCAUCACUUAAUAUUGUUGAUACUAGGUUGAGUUAUAUGAGGUCUAAUGGACCUACUGCUGUUACUGUUAGGUUAAGUCCAAAUGUACCUAAUAUGUAUGUUGAUGAUGUUGAUUUUUCAACCCCACUACCCCCUCCACCACCUCCAGGUUCAGGAGGUUCUUGGGAUUUUUUUGAUCCUAAUGAUAAUGAGAGUUUUAGGUUUGUUACACAUAAUGGUAGUAGGCAACUCAACUUUGAUGAAAAAGAUAAUGAUGGUGACAUUCAAGAAGAGUUCUUGACACCUAAAUCAGAACCUAGGAGUAAUAAUGGUCAUGGUAAAUUGGAAUUUCAUGAUUCUAGUUCAGUUAUGCUGCCUCAGAGGGCUGAGAAUAAUAAUAAUGGUGAGGGGAAAGAUGUUGGAAGUGAGCAGAAAACGAAUGGUUCGGUUGGGGCUACAAUUGGUAAGUCUGCGUUGCAAGUAUCUGGUUCGAAGGGAGAUAAGACUUUAGUGGAUGAAAGAGAGGAUCCUUCAGAGUUUAUAACUCAUAGAGCUAAAGAUUUUCUUUCUAGCAUAAAGGACAUUGAGCAUCGAUUCUUUAGAGCAUCUGAAUCAGGAAAAGAGAUUUCAAGAAUGCUCGAAGCUAGCAAAAUCCGAGUUGGGUAUUCUGAGGCCAAAGGAAAAUCUUCGGUGUCUGCCUAUUUGUCGUCUAUGGGCUCAGGUUGCUGCAGAAGAGCGGGUGCAAACAUGUCUGGUGAAGCAGACCAUGUAACAAAGGUGAUUACCUGGAAGAGGACCACAUCCUUAAGAUCAUCUUCAUCGAGGAAUCCUCUUAAUAGUAAGGAUGACAAUGAUGAUAGUGGAAGUGAUUUUGUUGAAGAUUUUUGCAUGAUAGCUGGAAGCCACUCAUCCACUCUUGACAGAGUAUAUGCAUGGGAGAGGAAACUUUAUGAUGAAGUGAAGACGAUUGAGUCAAUCAGGAGAGAUUAUGAUCGGAAGUGUAACCAACUUAGGCAUCAAUUCGCCAAAGAUGUUAGCACCCAAAUAAUUGACAAAACACGGUCAGUGGUGAAAGAUCUCCAUUCACGCAUCAGGGUGGCUUUAUAUUCAGUUGAUUCAAUAUCAAAGCGGAUAGAGAAAAUGAGGGAUGAAGAGCUGUUGCCUCAAAUUUUGGAACUUAUCCAAGGAUUGAUCAGAAUGUGGAGAGCGAUGCUUGAAUGCCACCAUGCCCAGUAUAUAACCAUUUCUCUAGCAUACCAUGCCAAAGCUUCGGCUUCAAGUCCUCAGGGUGACACUCAAAAGCUGAUUAUGAGUCAGCUGCAGGAUGAAGUAGAGUGUUUUGGCUUGAGUUUCGCCAACUGGAUUAACAGCCAUACUUCAUAUGCGGAAGCUCUUAACAGCUGGCUGCAAAACUGCAUUCUGCAUCCACGUGAACGAGUCAAAGGCAGAAGAGCAUUUUCCCCUCGACGAGUUCUGGCCCCGCCAAUUUUUGUGCUUUGUCGUGACUGGACCGCUGGGAUUAAAUCUCUGCCUUCUGAAGAACUUAGUGAUGCCAUCAAAGACUUCUUGUAUGACCUGCGGCAUUCAGUUGGACAUCACUCAGAGGAACUGCAAAAGAAAGAAACUACUCCUGAACCGGGGAAUGAGGAAUUGGAAGCGAAAGAUGAAGAGAAGAACGAUGAGAAGUCAUCAAAUUUGAAUUGCAUACACUCGAGUUUAACGAGGGUUCUGGACCGUCUGACCAAGUUCUCCGAGUCUUCUUUAAAGAUGUGUGAAGAUAUCAAGCAGAGAUGUGAAACAGCUCGAAAUGCAUAUGUGAACUAUCGACCACCACCAAGAUCCUUUAGUAUAUGAUUGCUUUCUUGACAUUACUUUUACUUUCUAAAGUUAUGAAAAUAUGCCAUUGUAAAUCAAAAGUGACUUGAAAGAUUAUGCCCUUCUCUUUUUGAUGAAAAAUAGGUUACUAAUUUA
Lycium ferocissimum is the source of this 2794-nucleotide messenger RNA. RefSeq names its product protein ALTERED PHOSPHATE STARVATION RESPONSE 1. NCBI's taxonomy places the organism in Eukaryota, Viridiplantae, Streptophyta, Magnoliopsida, Solanales, Solanaceae. The record is from RefSeq and is a predicted model, not a curated record. The transcript is spliced from 5 exons. The coding region runs from base 563 to 2677 and encodes 704 amino acids.